Plasmodium vinckei vinckei is the source of this 759-nucleotide messenger RNA. RefSeq names its product high mobility group protein B4, putative. The transcript is spliced from 11 exons. Lineage: Eukaryota; Apicomplexa; Aconoidasida; Haemosporida; Plasmodiidae. Gene Ontology annotation, molecular function: protein heterodimerization activity. The coding region runs from base 1 to 759 and encodes 252 amino acids. The record is from RefSeq and is a predicted model, not a curated record.
AUGGACAGAAAAAAGCCCAAAGCGCCUUUAUCGUCCUAUUUAAUUUUUUGUAAUUACGAAAGAGAAAAUGUAAAACAAUAUUUAGCACAAAACGCGGAUCCCAACACAACAAUUAAAAUAACAGAUAUUCAGAAAGAGUUGAGUAAUAAAUGGAAAAUUUUGUCUGACGAUGAAAGGAAGGUAUACGAAGAGCAAGCACAACUUUUAAAAUUAAAAUAUAAUGAAGAAUUGAUUGAAUGGCAACAAUCUAGAAAUAAAGAUGAUCCUAUAAAUAACAUUACAAAUAUCACAGCUAAAUUUCCAACAUUAAAAAUUCAGAAGAUUAUGCAUUUAAACAAGAAUGUUAAGAAGGUCAAUGGUGAAGCUAUGAAUAUUUUUCAAAAAGCAGUGGUGAUGUUUUUAAUUGAAUUAGUUACCAAAACGGUUGAAUAUAAAAACGAAAAACAAAUGUCUCAGUACUUAACCACCAAAGAUAUAGUAUCUUGUAUACAAAGGGAAGGAAUAAAAUACAAAUUUCUUGAAGAUUGCUUAUAUUUGUUAACUGAACCACGGACUACUUUAUCAUUUAUCGAAGAAGAAGACAAUCAUGAAUCCAUAUUUGAUUUAUGUGAAGAAGAUAAAAAGGAAUAUAACUACGACAUAGAGGAAAAGAAUAUGAUAAAGAUGAAAAAGCGAGCUAACAAUACAAAGAGUAAUAAAAAGGCAUUGGAAAAUCAAAACAUAUAUGCUGAUAUUACUACAUUUUUUAAAAAAAAAUAA